GUACAUGCCCAUCUGGCUUCUCUUAUCAGAGCGGAGAGAGUUAGGACAGUAACAAGGGUCAAGGACCGAAGGAUGAUGGGAUCGAAGGGGGCAUGAGAAACCUCCUGCGGGAGACUUCUGGAACGAUGUCUCUUCAUGCAGGAAAGGGUGAUGAAGAGGGCCUUCAAGGGCUGCUCCCCAUUCCCCCUGUGCCUUCACCCCUACUCUUGGUCCUCCUGCUCCAUACAGCCUAGCUUCCACUUUCUCCAUGGACAUUCUUGGCCUGAAGAGUGGAGAUGUUUGUAAAUUGACUAUCAGUAUUCUGGCUUCUCAAGCCAAGCCCAUUUCCCUCCCUUACUUCCAUGUGGGACUCUGAAUGCUGCAGUCUGCACCUGCAUCUGGAGGCCACACCCUGGCUGCUUCCCCCUUUGCCUCCACACUGCCCCUUCCUGGCUUCUGCUCAUUUGGCCCCAUCUUCACAGGUCCUCUUCCCAUGCACUGCUGCCCAGGAGCACAGGGAGGAUGACUUGAGAAGGGAGGGGGUAGGCGGUCAGGAAGAUGUAUCUUCCUCCUCUACUGCUGCCUCCUCCCUUGUCCUGUGGUACUUCCUCUCUGGCUGACUUAACUGACAGCACCCAGAGCCAGGGCCACAGAUCCAGGGGAUAGGUUACUCCUUCUGGCCAGCACCUGGUGGAGCUUGUCCCCGCCCUCUCUGCUCACCACAGCCAUGAACACUUCGUCUACUGCCACCCCGCAGACAGGGGCUGGUGUCUUUAUAGCUCAGCUGUCCAUCAUCCUGUUGUCAGUGGCUCUGGUGGUGGGGGUGCCCGGCAACGGCUUUGUCGUGUGGAGCAUCCUGAAGAGGAUGCAAAAGCGCUCAGUCACUGCCCUGCUGGUGCUGAACCUGGCCCUGGCCGACCUGGCUGUGCUGCUCACCGCACCCUUCUUCCUGCACUUCCUGGCCCAAGGCACCUGGCGGUUUGGACAGGCUGGCUGCAGCCUGCUCUACUACAUCUGCGGGGUCAGCAUGUACGCCAGUGUCCUGAUCAUCACGGCCAUGAGCUUGGACCGCUCACUGGCAGUGGCCCGCCCCUUUCUGUCCCAGAAGCUGCGCACCAAGUCAGUGGCCAGGUGCCUGCUGGCCGGCAUCUGGGUGCUGUCCUUCCUACUGGCCACACCGGUCUUUGUAUACCGCAAGGUGAACAUGAGAUUGGACAACAGGAGCCAGGUCUGCUUCCCAACCUACCCCAGCGAAAGCCACAGGAUCUUCCAUCUGCUCUUCGAGGCCCUCACAGGAUUCCUGUUGCCCUUCAUGGCCGUGGUGGUCAGCUACUCGGACAUUGGGCGCCGGUUGCAGACACGGCACUUCCGUCGCAGCCGCCGCACCGGUCGCCUGGUGGUGCUCAUCAUCCUGGCAUUUGCUGCCUUCUGGCUGCCUUACCACGUGGUGAAUGUGGCUGAGGCAUUCCGGGCACUGGCAGGCCUGGGCAUGGGGAUGGGGCCUACAGGCCAACGGCUGUACCUGGCACGCCAUGUGCUCAUUGCGCUAGCCUUCCUGAGCAGCAGCGUGAACCCCGUGCUGUAUACAUGCAACAGCGUUCGCCUGCUGCGCUCAACUGGCAUGGGCUUCGUCGCCAAGAUGCUGGAGGCCACGGGCUCUGAGGCGGGCAGCUCCCGUCGUGGGGGCACCCUGGGUCACACUGUGAAGAGUACUCCCAUGUCCCCAGAGCCCGGCCCUGUGGAAAGCCUCACUGCCUCCACUAACCCUCUGGAAUGAAGUGAGAAGGGUGAGGGUGGGGAAACGGGUGAAAUGUGUCCCCCUCCAGCCCUAGCUGGCCUAACCGAUUUGUGCCCAUGUGUGAGAAGGCAUGCUUUGGCCUGGCAGCAUUUCUCUGAAAAUCCAAUUCAACCCUUAGGGUGGGGCAAGUGCUUGUGUGGGUGGGUGGAGGGGGGCGGGUAGUGCUGAGUUUGCUUGUGGGUGCCCUACCUAUUGAGAGGCUUGUGUCACAUCCCUUAGUUCCCCAUGAGUCACAGUUGUGGAGGGGACACAGACCUAGCAAUCUGGUUUGCCUCAAGCCAGGGCAGAGGUGUAGAAAAAAAACAAGGAGAUCCCUAUUCUGGGGGUGCUUGGUGCUCUAGACCCCGC
Molecule: messenger RNA, 2125 nt
Organism: Ochotona princeps (American pika)
Lineage: Eukaryota; Metazoa; Chordata; Mammalia; Lagomorpha; Ochotonidae
Gene: LTB4R
Product: leukotriene B4 receptor
Exons: 2
Coding region: 707-1756 (349 amino acids)
Biological process (GO): phospholipase C-activating G protein-coupled receptor signaling pathway; complement receptor mediated signaling pathway; positive regulation of cytosolic calcium ion concentration
Cellular component (GO): plasma membrane
Molecular function (GO): leukotriene receptor activity; complement receptor activity
Source: RefSeq, a predicted model, not a curated record